This is a messenger RNA of Cyclocybe aegerita, 588 nucleotides long. The record is from the annotation of a GenBank genome assembly. NCBI's taxonomy places the organism in Eukaryota, Fungi, Basidiomycota, Agaricomycetes, Agaricales, Hemipholiotaceae.
AUGGACACGAACGGCCCCCAGGGCCAGGUCUGUAAAUUCGUCGGCGAUCUGGCCGCGUUAGGCUCCAGUCAAAUGCAUGGCGAUAUUCCUCAAAGUAAUUCCUUCAAUGUCGUCCCCGAGACCGGCGAAGCUCGAUCAGGGAGAUUUGUGCGCUCUUUAGUAGACGUGGUGAUUUUGUCGUGCGGGUCAACAGAAGCACCCACGGCGCGUGAUGCUUCGGAUUUAUUGACGAAGGACGUUCAAAGCGAUGAUAUCACCUCCUUGUCGAUGAGGAAUACACCCCAAAAAAGCGGCCUAAUGUCGGAUACCUUCGCAUGCGAAAACCUCCUCCAACUUCGACAAAGGCGCAUCGGCCUCUGGAACGCCGAGCUGGAUCGCAUAUACCAAUUCAUCGAAGCUCAGGACAGCAUACCGAUCAAAUGGGAGAGGGAACUUCUAACAAUCCAGCAGACGUUAUUGGCAUGGAUGAAAGAGCACCUGCAACUGUAUAGGCAGUACGUGGAGCUGUGUCGACGAGAGGUUGCGGUUGAGAUGUUUAGAGCACAAGGGUUGGACAAUCAGCGAGCGAGAGGGAGGAAUACGUUGUAG